Molecule: messenger RNA, 1957 nt
Organism: Dermatophagoides pteronyssinus (European house dust mite)
Lineage: Eukaryota; Metazoa; Arthropoda; Arachnida; Sarcoptiformes; Pyroglyphidae
Gene: oc
Product: homeobox protein OTX2
Biological process (GO): regulation of transcription by RNA polymerase II
Cellular component (GO): nucleus
Molecular function (GO): DNA-binding transcription factor activity, RNA polymerase II-specific; RNA polymerase II cis-regulatory region sequence-specific DNA binding
Source: RefSeq, a predicted model, not a curated record
UAAUCUUAUUAAUAAAGAAAUUUCAAGAUUAAACAAUUUUUAUAUUAAAAAACUAAUCGCACAAUCAUCAUAGCUAAAUGACACCUACAUUUUCAAAUCGUUAUUACUUAUCAAAUUUGACCAAUACAAGUCAAUUUCCAUAUCCCGGUUACGCAUUUAAUCAUAAUCCACAUUCACAACAACAUCUACAUUCAAAUUAUUAUCAUUAUCCAAAUAAUAAUCAAACAUUACAAGUUGAUACAUUAGGUUUUUCAUCACCAACAUCAUCUUCGACAUCAUCAUCAUCAACACCUAUUCGAUCAUCAAUCAAUAAACCAGAUUAUUCAUCUGAAACUGAUCGUCAAGAAUCAAUUUCUAAAUAUAAAGUAAAUACAGAAAUUGAUACAACAUAUAGUGAUUCAUACGAAUCACUUAUACAAUCAAAUCAAUCAAUUGUUCAAACUGUACCGACAAAUCUUGAAAAUUUAAUUAAUAAAAAAUUACAAAGACCAUCGCCAACAUCAACACCUAUUAGCAAUAUUAGUACAACUGAAGAUUUAUCAUUGUCUUCCAAUUCUAUUCGUUCAUCGACACCUACAUCACCAUCAUCUAAUAUUAAUCAUACUCAUCAUCAUCAUCAUCAUAACAAUCAAACCGCUGUUUUGGAUAUUGCUGGCUAUCGAACACAACCUCCAACAUCAUCAUCAUCAUCGCUUCAAUCUCAUUACCGUAAUCAACAACAACAAUCAUCAUCAUCAUCAUCGGUUGCAAAUUUUUCGGGCGAUUUUUCAACAAGAUCGGCAAAUAGCCAUACAAAUUUUGCAUCACAAUCAAACAUGAAUAGCAGCCAUCAUGCAAUGUCUGCAUAUCUUAAAUCAAAUCCUUAUGCUAUGAAUGGAAUAGCUGGUAUAACAUCACCAAGCGAUCUAUUACAUCCUGGUUAUCCUGGCCUGUUUUCAGGAACAUUAUCACCCAAUGGACCAAAUCAACCACCACGAAAACAACGCCGUGAACGUACGACAUUUACUCGUGCUCAAUUGGAUAUAUUGGAAGCAUUAUUUGGUAAAACACGAUAUCCAGAUAUAUUUAUGCGUGAAGAGGUAGCUUUAAAAAUUAAUCUACCCGAAUCUAGAGUACAGGUAUGGUUUAAAAAUCGACGAGCUAAAUGUCGUCAACAAGCUCAACAAGCCCAAAAUGGUAAUCAAAAUGCAGCAAAUAAGAAUCGUCCUAAAAAAUCAAAAAGUCCUACGGCUACCGGAUCAUCAACUAGUUCUCCACCAGCAUCAAUUAAUCGCGAUUCACCAUACAAACCACCCUCAUUGAAUAGUAUUACAUCAAGUAGUAAUAGCACCGGAUCACUUUGUUCAUCAGUCACAUCAAACAAUUCAAGUGCCAACAUGUCAUAUAGUUCAAUAUGGAGUCCGGCAGCGAUAGCACCCGUAUCGGAUCUUAUGGCCGGCAAUAGCUGUAUGCAACGAGCAACGGCAGCCUAUCAUCACCAUCAAAUGGCAAGUAAUGCACCAAAUACUAGUGGCCCUUGUUAUCCAUCGCAAGGAUAUGGCCAUCCGUCCGCAUAUCAUUAUGGUAACGCAAUGGAUUAUCAUGCCAUGUCGGCUAUGCCAUCCAUGUCACAUCAUCAUACACAAUUAGGAGCAUCGAUGAGUUCAGCAUCAUUAGCAAAUCAAAUGGCAGCCGGUGGUCCACCACCAAUGAGCGCACAUAUGAAUCCAAUGUCUUCACAUUCUAGCCUACAUGCUAGUAGCCAUGUACCAUCAUCACAAUCACGAACAUCACCACCGAAUGGAUCAUUAUCAGGAGGUCAUAAUGAUUGUAUCGAUUAUAAUACGGAAAAGGCUAAUUGGAAAUUUCAAGUGUUAUGAAAACAAAAAUUCGCUUUUGAAUAUUCAUCAAUCAAAAUCCCACAAAAUUUAAAAUUCUCUCAUAAAAAAAACCGUGAUUUUCAUCAUCAAUAUGAUCU